Messenger RNA from Anisakis simplex (herring worm), 276 nucleotides. The record is from the annotation of a GenBank genome assembly. Lineage: Eukaryota; Metazoa; Nematoda; Chromadorea; Rhabditida; Anisakidae.
AUGUAUAUAAAUGGUGUUUGUGGAUAUCAUCAUCAUCCAACAACUAGUUCACGAAAUCCAGCCUCGUCAGCGUCUGGUUCAUACUACUACUCUCGAGGUUCUGCUUCAGCUCAAGGAGGUACUCAAUCUGCUUCGGUCUCUUCACAAGCACCAUCUCCGGUCAUUCCGUCGUCAUACACUCGACUUCCACCACCACCACAACAACAACAACAACCCUAUUCACAACAAUAUAAUGGUUCAGUGGAGUCGUCAUCAACUAUGAUUAAUCGAGGUUGA